This is a messenger RNA of Tupaia belangeri chinensis (Chinese tree shrew), 2961 nucleotides long. RefSeq names its product chromosome unknown C8orf33 homolog (gene CUNH8orf33). NCBI's taxonomy places the organism in Eukaryota, Metazoa, Chordata, Mammalia, Scandentia, Tupaiidae. The transcript has 6 exons. Bases 1 to 999 code for a protein of 332 amino acids. The record is from RefSeq and is a predicted model, not a curated record.
AUGCCUCUGAGUAGGACGCAGUACUCCAGCUCUGCAUCUUCCCAGGACCUCCUGAGCUCCCCGGAGCAAGCCUUAAGUUAUGCAGGCGUGGACCUCACACCUGCACUCCUGUCCCCCGCCACACACAGCUCUCAUCACGUGGCCAAGCCGGCUCAGACCCCCCUGCCCCGACGCGCGCUCCGCCCCGCUGGCCGCGCCCCACCUACCGCCCACUUAGGGCCACGCCCUCCGCACGCCCCGGCCCCGCCCACUUCACGCCCCGCUCUCAGUGCGCUCAGUUUUUUCGCCCGCUGCCCGGAACUCUGCGUUGCGGACGAGUUUCUAGAGGAGGGAAUUCGACAUUGGAUUCCGACCCAACUCGCGCUCAGGCGGCGAGUGCGGCGCAUGGCGGACUUCCUGCUGGGGAGGCAGGCAGCCCGCAGAGCCCGGCUCCCCGGCCAGGUUGCCGGCGCCCCGAAUUCUUCCGGUGUCCGGCUCUGCUCUGGACCCUCCGUAGGCGGUGAAGGAGACGCAUCGGCGAAGAAGCAAAAAGAGAAGACCCGGGACAGAGUCUUUGUGGCAAAUGGCGGCGAAAAGGCCUCAGAGAGCCCCGCCCCAGAGGAGGGCCUCCUAAGUGCCGAGGCCCAGGCGGAGCAGCUGGCCCGGGAACUGGCCUGGUGCGUGGAGCAGCUGGAGCUGGGCCUCAGGACGCAAAGACCCACCCCGAAACAGAAAAAGCAGGCUGUUGGAGCCAUCCGGACUCUGCGCAGUGGAAGAACCCCCCUGCCCCGGAAGAGGCAGCUAAUGCGCUCCUUGUUUGGAGAUUACAGGGCUCAAAUGGAAGAAGAAUGGCAUCGGGCACUGCGGGCGCUCAGGGCUGAUGCCCAUUCAGCUCAGGUGCAGUCUGUAGGUGCCACCACCAGAAAGAAGAGCAGAAGGGUCUGCAGACUUCGUCCAAGAGGGGGAGCCAAGACCACUAUGGACACUCCUGUGGAAGAGUUUAAGUUCAAUUUUUUUUAGCCUCUCCCUUAUCCUGGAGCAGCCACCCUCCCCCAGUGGCGUGAGAGGAGCCUUCCCAGCAGAUAGAGGGUUGGUCUGUCCCUGGCUGGUUUGUAGAGUUUAAGUUCAAUUUUUUUAGCCUCUCCCUUAUCCUGGAGCAGCCACCCUCCCCCAGUGGCGUGGGUUACAGAACCUUCCCAGCAGAUACGGGGUUGGUCUGUCCCUGGCUGGUUUGUAGAGUUUAAGUUCAAUUUUUUUAGCCUCUCCCUUAUCCUGGAGCAGCCACCCUCCCCCAGUGGCGUGGGUUACAGAACCUUCCCAGCAGAUACGGGGUUGGUCUGUCCCUGGCUGGUUUGUAGAGUUUAAGUUCAAUUUUUUUAGCCUCUCCCUUAUCCUGGAGCAGCCACCCUCCCCCAGUGGCGUGGGUUACAGAACCUUCCCAGCAGAUACGGGGUUGGUCUGUCCCUGGCUGGUUUGUAGAGUUUAAGUUCAAUUUUUUUAGCCUCUCCCUUAUCCUGGAGCAGCCACCCUCCCCCAGUGGCGUGGGUUACAGAACCUUCCCAGCAGAUACGGGGUUGGUCUGUCCCUGGCUGGUUUGUAGAGUUUAAGUUCAAUUUUUUUAGCCUCUCCCUUAUCCUGGAGCAGCCACCCUCCCCCAGUGGCGUGGGUUACAGAACCUUCCCAGCAGAUACGGGGUUGGUCUGUCCCUGGCUGGUUUGUAGAGUUUAAGUUCAAUUUUUUUAGCCUCUCCCUUAUCCUGGAGCAGCCACCCUCCCCCAGUGGCGUGGGUUACAGAACCUUCCCAGCAGAUACGGGGUUGGUCUGUCCCUGGCUGGUUUGUAGAGUUUAAGUUCAAUUUUUUUAGCCUCUCCCUUAUCCUGGAGCAGCCACCCUCCCCCAGUGGCGUGGGUUACAGAACCUUCCCAGCAGAUACGGGGUUGGUCUGUCCCUGGCUGGUUUGUAGAGUUUAAGUUCAAUUUUUUUAGCCUCUCCCUUAUCCUGGAGCAGCCACCCUCCCCCAGUGGCGUGGGUUACAGAACCUUCCCAGCAGAUACGGGGUUGGUCUGUCCCUGGCUGGUUUGUAGAGUUUAAGUUCAAUUUUUUUAGCCUCUCCCUUAUCCUGGAGCAGCCACCCUCCCCCAGUGGCGUGGGUUACAGAACCUUCCCAGCAGAUACGGGGUUGGUCUGUCCCUGGCUGGUUUGUAGAGUUUAAGUUCAAUUUUUUUAGCCUCUCCCUUAUCCUGGAGCAGCCACCCUCCCCCAGUGGCGUGGGUUACAGAACCUUCCCAGCAGAUACGGGGUUGGUCUGUCCCUGGCUGGUUUGUAGAGUUUAAGUUCAAUUUUUUUAGCCUCUCCCUUAUCCUGGAGCAGCCACCCUCCCCCAGUGGCGUGGGUUACAGAACCUUCCCAGCAGAUACGGGGUUGGUCUGUCCCUGGCUGGUUUGUAGAGUUUAAGUUCAAUUUUUUUAGCCUCUCCCUUAUCCUGGAGCAGCCACCCUCCCCCAGUGGCGUGGGUUACAGAACCUUCCCAGCAGAUACGGGGUUGGUCUGUCCCUGGCUGGUUUGUAGAGUUUAAGUUCAAUUUUUUUAGCCUCUCCCUUAUCCUGGAGCAGCCACCCUCCCCCAGUGGCGUGGGUUACAGAACCUUCCCAGCAGAUACGGGGUUGGUCUGUCCCUGGCUGGUUUGUAUCUGGGAUUAUUAGUUCAGCAAGACCUUAUCUGUAGGUUUUCCAAAGAAAUGCCCCUCCUGCCAGAAUAAGGAGAGUUGCAUUUAGAAAAUCGACAAUAAGUUGAAAUAGAUACUGGGUGUGUUGUGGGAAGAAUAUUGUCCCCAGUCUUGAGUAUUAGAUUGAUUAGCUGUUGAGGAUAAGAAUUAGUAGGAAAGCCUUACUGGUGCUCACUUCGAAAGGAUGCCCUGUCAGCUGGCCUGGUACUCAUGCCAUUGUGUUAUAGCACCAUAAUAAAGCUAUUUUUACAAAGAUA